Molecule: messenger RNA, 2202 nt
Organism: Polyodon spathula (Mississippi paddlefish)
Lineage: Eukaryota; Metazoa; Chordata; Actinopteri; Acipenseriformes; Polyodontidae
Product: V-type proton ATPase subunit S1-like
Exons: 10
Coding region: 82-1449 (455 amino acids)
Cellular component (GO): proton-transporting V-type ATPase complex
Source: RefSeq, a predicted model, not a curated record
AACUGGAUGCCCCUUUUAGUAUGCUGUUACCAGGAUGUUCUUUUUUACACUUCUUUAGUUUUGUGGUAAAGUAGAGAGAGCAUGGCUGGAGUACUGCGGGUGAUUUUUAUCUCUAUUUUAGUAAAAAGUGUUCUGCAAGUCUCAACUGCAGUGGAUCAUGUUCCUGUUCUCAUUUGGUCAACUCAGAGUUCCCUCUGGAAAGGUCAGCCUUCUGAAUAUGAAGGACACAUUAUUUCGGAACAGGAGCUGCAUGAUUUGCUGCAGCCACUCUUCAACCAGAGUUCAAGGAACAUAGUGCUGUUUCUUCAGGAUAAACUCAGCAUGGAUGACUUCACAUACUAUAGAAGAGACCAUGAAAAUGAGAAGCCAUUUCAAAGUCUACAGAUAUCAAUUGAGACUUCAGCUUCAUCCUUGGUUUUACCAGCAGUGACAAAGCAAGGCUCAAGCCACUUGUCUGAGUAUCUGCAGAAGCAAACAGAAUGGAACAUCUUCACUGCAGAUCAUCAUUUCCCAAUAGAAUACUUGGAUAUGGAUCCAUCCAAACCUAAUUUGUUCCUGGUUAACUUACCAGUACUAAGCAGUACCAGUGAUGAGUCAAGAGCACGUGUCCUGGCUAACAAUGAUCUUAUAAUGGAAAAGUUCACAACAAAUCUGAAAAAUCAUGGGAUUCCGUUUACAGCCAUUUAUACUGCAUUUAGUCCUUCCAAGGGACUCAAAAGUACUGACGUGACUUUUCACACUGGACGUCAGUUAUUGGGUGUGGACAUCCCUGCUCCUGCCCGAUAUUCUCCUCUAACAGUGAUUAAUGGCACUUAUACUUGCGUCAUCAUGCAUGCUACGAAACUAGCAUUAACAUUCAAAAAUACCCUUCUUGUUGACCUGACAAACGAAACGUUUGUUUCCCACACAGUGAAUUCUACUUCUUCUGAGUGCUCCGACACCAACACUUUAGUAUCUCUAAAAUAUUCCAACCCUGUUGAAGGAAUCAAUACACUGGAACUCAGAUUUCUAAUGACCAACAACUUCUAUAAGGGCUCAGCACGCAAGUGGUUUACCUUUGAUUCACUGGAAAUUAUUCAAGAUCAUUUACAUACUGCAAGGUUUAAUGCAUCCAUCUCUGCACCUGCAGAGUAUUCUUAUCACUGUCAGCUAGUGGGAACAAACACGAAUUAUGCUUCAAGAUUCAUUCCAGCUAAUGAGGAGGCACAAGCCUGGGAAAUCCACAUUUCUGACUUUCAGAUUCAAGGUUUCAACAUAAAGAACAACAUGUUUUCUUAUGCCAGUGACUGUGCGUCAUUCUUCACUCCUGGGAUCUGGAUGGGCCUGAUAUCAACCUUUCUGAUGUUAAGCAUUGUGUACUAUGGACUCUUAAUGAUUAUGCAGCUAACCACUAAUGACAGAUUUGAUGAUCCAAAAGGUGCAGCUAUCUUUGUUUCUCAGACUAAUUAACACUUCUCUAUCAUAUUUAAUAAUCAGUGCUUGUGCAGUUCUUAGUUACAAUGCAUUUUUGUCCAAUAAAAAGACACCUGUCUGCCCAGAAAGGAAAUUGCUUAAGGGCAGCAAUUCUAUUGUGAUUGCAAUCUAAUCUGAUCUCUGUAAACUGCUCUCUUAUUCUUGUAAAGUGUUUUCAAUAGUGUAUAAAUAGUAAAAGCAUAAAUUAACUUAUUGGGAUUAUCUAUAGGUAUUUAAGAAUAAUCAUUGUUUUUAGGAUAAAUUAUGAAAAUUUGAUUGAGUAGUAAAAUAGUAUAGAAAAUAGUAUACUGUAUCACAUGGCAAGACAUUUGAACCAAUUACCAAUUUCAUUUAAAUUCAUUGUAGGAACAUUAUACAGUGUAUGAGUUUACAAUACAUUAGAAUAUACAAUAUGAAUUAACAAUGCCGUUUUUAAUCACAAUUUAAGAAAUGUUUCUCCAAAUAUAUUCAAGUAUGACAUACAGAUGGAUGGAUGAACAAACAGUUCUGACACUACCAUCUAGCCCAGAAUCUGAAACUCUGGAGGAGGAACAAUUCAUUGUUACUGGGGUACAUUUCCCAUGUUUUCCCCCAUGCUUAUAGUAUGUAUCACGUUACUUUCCCUAUAUUUCAAGUUGUUAAAAGCUUAGGUUUUGUACUGAACCAGCUUAACUUAAUCUGUUUUUAUUAAUGUAUUGCCUUUGGACACAUCCUACCCUGAUUUAAAAAUAAAAUAAAAAAAUGUACUGC